CCGACUCAUCAGCAGAACGCGCACCUCUCCGAGCGGAAGUGCGCGAUUCCUCUCAGGUCUGUGGGCCCGAACUCGUCGGGGAUUUCUAUGGAAGAGAUGUCAGGAGAAAGCGUGGUGAGCUCAGCCGUGCCGGCGGCUACAACAAGGACCACCUCCUUCAAGGGUUCCAGCCCCAGCUCGAAGUAUGUGAAGCUGAACGUAGGAGGGGCUCUCUACUACACUACCAUGCAGACGCUCACCAAGCAGGACACCAUGCUGAAGGCCAUGUUCAGCGGCCGCAUGGAGGUCCUCACAGACAGCGAAGGCUGGAUCCUGAUCGACAGGUGUGGGAAGCACUUCGGGACCAUCCUCAACUACCUGCGGGACGGCGUGGUGCCUCUUCCAGAGAGCCGGCGUGAGACAGAGGAGCUGCUGGCCGAAGCAAAGUACUACCUGGUGCAGGGCCUGGUGGACGAGUGCCAGGCUGCUCUGCAGAACAAAGAUGCCUAUGAACCCUUCUGUAAAGUGCCCUUGGUGACAUCGUCUAAGGAAGAGCAGAGACUUAUUGCCACGUCCAAUAAGCCUACUGUCAAACUACUGUACAACAGAAGCAACAAUAAAUACUCCUAUACCAGUAACUCCGAUGACAACAUGCUGAAGAACAUUGAGCUGUUCGACAAGCUGUCUCUGCGAUUUAACGGACGCGUCCUCUUCAUCAAAGAUGUUAUCGGCGACGAGAUCUGCUGCUGGUCCUUUUACGGCCAGGGCCGGAAGAUAGCCGAGGUGUGCUGCACCUCCAUCGUCUACGCUACUGAGAAGAAACAAACUAAGGUUGAGUUCCCUGAGGCGCGCAUCUAUGAGGAGACGCUGAACAUCCUGCUGUACGAGUCUCAGGACGGCCGCGGUCCAGACAACGCGCUGCUGGAGGCCACCGGGGGCGCCGCGGGACGCUCGCACCACCUGGACGAGGACGAAGAGCGCGAGCGCAUCGAGAGAGUUCGCCGAAUCCACAUCAAACGAUGUGGACCCGACGACCGCACGCACCACCACCAGUGACCUCGACUACCCUGUUUAAACUUCAGCCCCUGACCCUGUGCCUUAAAGACCACCAGCGCUUCAGUUAUUCCUCCCAUCCAUCCACAUCCACAAACUACAACCGUACACGCGGCGCUGGAGAGUGACAGGAGGACACAAGUUCAAAAAUACUCCAAGUCUCGCCCUCAAGCUAUACGUGGCUGUAACGCCAAAUCCUUUGGGCUCCUCUUUAGCGUCCUUUGUCAGUGCUUCCUCCAUAUUUUCUUUAGGGAUCAUUGUUGUUUAAGAUGGAGAUGAUCUCUUAUCUUAGGUUUGGGAAGAAGUUGCCAGGUUCUCUAACUGAGGUUUCGGGAAUUCAGAAAGAGAACGUUUAGGAUUCUCUCAAUAAUCGAACAUUCAGUCUCAAAAAUGUGGACCUGAUCUAUUUAGUGCUUGACCAGAGACAUUCCCUUUGUGUUUGGCCCCAAUCUUGUGCUUUGUUCAGUGAAUGUAGCUCAUUUCCAUACAGAAAGAUUAGUACCUGAGCCUUAAGGCUCCCCAGAAACAGAGCUGUGAGCACUUUUGGGCUUGUUGGCUGUUUCUGAACAUGGGAAGCCGCUUUGUUGUUUAAAGGUUGUUGACGCCGUAUCAAAAGCUGGCGAGCUGCUGAUUUGGGCUCCUCACUGGGGCUUUAAAGUGGACAGUGUUAUCAUUUGGCAGGUUUUGGCAUGUUCUGUGUUGUGUCUAAUGACAGGAUCUUGUGUGAGGUUUGGGGUAUGUGUGAAAAGACUGUAGGGCCAAUAGAGUGUGUGUGUGUGUGUGGUGUGUGUGUGUGUGUGUGUGCGCGCGCGCCUUCGUUUGUUGGUGUUGUCUUAACUGCUCAGACUGAAAGCUGGUUUGUUUGUCAUGUUUAUUAGGAGUCUCACUGUGUUUGUGCGUCUUGCUCAUACCGAUGGACAGUUGUUGAGAGAUUUGGUUUACUUGGAUGGAAAGUUUACCUGGUUUAUGGUUUUUGAGAAAAGCGAUUUGAGUGGCGUUCCUGCUUCAGCCACCAGAGGGCAGCGUUGCGCUCCUCUACAUGAGAAAUGGCUCAUAUCAGAGAUGUCAGCGCAGUGUCUCUCGGACGCAGAGCUGCAAGAUUACGAGAUGAAGACGCGUCGCGUUUCACCACAUGAUGUUUAAUUAAUCGCAGGCGGGUAACGCUGUCGCUCCGCGGGUCUGCCUGGUGAUUAUGUUGGGGGUGGAAACUGAGACGGCGGCUUGUACGUGGCUGAUUUAGUAACAAAGGUAAAGGAUUAGGAGGGAACCAGAUACUGCAGGCUGUGCUGAAGGAGCGCUUCCUCAGAGCAGGAGGCAGGGAGGAGGUUCGUCUGCCACGUUUAGAGCGCAGGCCUGUGAUGCGUUGACAGAUCCACAUUCCUCGCGGAUCAGGCGGAUCAGAGUAAAGGCGCUGAUCCAGAACCAGCCCGUGCUCCAUCUGUAAUUCCAGUCAUUACAGCGAGACGAGACGAGCGAAGCUGAUUCAGACCAGCACUUUCACUCCGCGCAGUUCAGUAAAUGCAAAUUUAGCUCCUCUUCAUCACAUACUGUCACUUUUUGUCACUAGUUUUAUUAAAGACAUAUUUAGAAACGAGUAAUACAAUCUGUACAGAUGUGCACUUGAUUAAAAGUUUUACAUACUCUUAUAUUUAUACACACCUAAAUAAAGAUUUCUACAGAUUUCGUAGAUCAAACGU
Molecule: messenger RNA, 2729 nt
Organism: Pygocentrus nattereri (red-bellied piranha)
Lineage: Eukaryota; Metazoa; Chordata; Actinopteri; Characiformes; Serrasalmidae
Gene: kctd10
Product: potassium channel tetramerization domain containing 10
Exons: 7
Coding region: 88-1035 (315 amino acids)
Biological process (GO): protein ubiquitination; protein homooligomerization; proteasome-mediated ubiquitin-dependent protein catabolic process
Cellular component (GO): Cul3-RING ubiquitin ligase complex
Molecular function (GO): protein binding; ubiquitin-protein transferase activity
Source: RefSeq, a predicted model, not a curated record